CCCCGCCCCCCCCCCCGCCCGCCGUCCGCCGUCCCCCUCCUCGGGCGGGCGCCCGCGCGCGCGGCGCCAUGCUCCUCGGGUGGCCGCCGCCGCUCGCCCGCAGCCUGACCUACGGCGCGGAGGCGCUGCUCCCAGGGCCCGGCUACGGCGAGGGCGCCGCGGGCGCGCGGGCGUGCGGCGAGCAGGCUGCCGUGGCCGGCGGCGAGCGGGCGGCCGCGGGCGCGGGCGGCGCGCGCUGGGAGGAGGGUACGCGCCGCUUCUGGUGCGCCACUGGCGUGAACGCGUACGACAUCCCGGACGGCCACGAAUGGCAGCGGGCUUUCGGCGCCGAGCUGCGGCGGCACGUCGGGGAGGCGCCGAGCGGCGCGGGGCCGCGGGAGGGGGGCGCCGCCGACGCCGACGCCCGCGGGGAGAGCCCGCCGACGCCCCGCACCCCCACGACCCCGGGGCCGAGGCCGGAGCGCCCCGGCGACGACGGGGCCGCCGCCGCGCGGCGGCCCGGGGGCGCCGCCCCGGCGUCCCCGGAGACGCCAAGGAAGGAGCGGCAGCCGCCCCCGCAGAGGCACUCGCCGUCCAGGUCCCCCCCGCAGCUGCACCGGCACGCCCUCGAGCGGUCCGCCGCCCGCGCCGCGCACACCAAGGCGUUGCUCGGCAUGGGCAAGCGGCCCGGGGUGGAGGUCUUCGUGGACGGUCAGGCCGUGGCGCUGUACCGUUUCGGCGGCCGCGUCUUCGCCGUGGGCGCCAGGUGCCCGCACCAGGGCGGCCGCCUGAGCGACGGAGAGGUGGGCGACAUCGAGGACACCGCGAGGGGCGGCGGGUGCCGCACCGCCUACGUGACCUGCCCCGUGCACAAGAUGCAGUUCGACCUCGCGAGCGGCAGGGUCCUCCGCGGGAGCUGCGCGCCCCUGGCGACGUACAGCGUCCGGCUAGCCGAGGGCAGCCGCCCGGGCGUCGCCAUGGUCGAGGUGGGCUUCCAGUCGCUGGCCGAGAGCUACUUCCAGGGCGACCCUGGCGACGGGGCCUGGUGAGAGGCUCGGUCGCGUGGACCUGUGCGGCGGCUCCUUGCUCGCCCAAUCCCUCUCCCUGGAGGAGCAGCUCCCCCCUCUGUCGCACCACCGGGCGCGUCCGAGUCCGUAUGCCCGGCGGUUCGCUGGAUACCUCUUGGGGUCCGACGGUCCUGACGCUAAUACAUGCUUGAUGCAUCGCGUGUUUACUCCAAACCCCCCUCCUCUUUUGCCACCAUGUGCUGUUUUUUGUUGACUGCCACGCGCUUCGCGCCACCCGGGCUGUUUCGGGACGGUGGUUGCUCAUCGAGCCAUGUCUUUUUUUCCCCUCGGUUGGAGCAGAGCAGCUCGGGCCGAGCAAGGACGCGCAAGACGGCAGUAGCCAUAGGCAGUUGGUGCUUUGAGCUCCAGCUUAGACGCGCGAUGCAGAUAGCCUGCGCCUGCAGAGAACUCCUUUGAAGCUGUAAAGCAGAGCUUGCCGCGCACAGGUUUAGCAAGAUACGGAGAUACGGCGUAGGGCGGGCCUGAUCGGGCCUCGGCAUAAGCUCCGAGGGCCCGUCACGCGCCUCCUGUUGCCGGCCGGCGCCUCCGAAGCGGGCCCGCCCGCCGCGAGAAACAUCGGGGCGUGCGAGGUGGAUCGGGAGGGGCCAAGAUUCAUUGGCUAACAUGGGCCAUGGUAAUCAA
Messenger RNA from Prorocentrum cordatum, 1688 nucleotides. NCBI's taxonomy places the organism in Eukaryota, Dinophyceae, Prorocentrales, Prorocentraceae. The record is from the annotation of a GenBank genome assembly.